UACAUUUCAUUACACAGCUAGCUACCACAGCAUCAAAAUCCACCAACUUGGAAGCCAUUGUCAGCUUUCAGCCAUGUUUUCUAACCUCCUAUUGUGGUUUCUUCUCAUGAGAAUUGCAGCUUCUGAAGGCAACGACGAGUUCAUUUACAACGGAUUCCACGGUUCUAACAUAAGCCUGGACGACUCGGCAGAAAUCACAUCCAACGGCCUCCUACUUCUCACCAAUUCCACAAAUCAAAAAGGCCAUGCCUUCUACCCCAUUCCCCUCCACUUCAAACCUUCACACGGUAAAAUUCAAUCUUUCUCUACCAAUUUCGUCUUUGCAAUCGUACCCCAGUAUCCGAAUCUAAGUGGCUCCGGCGCCGCCUUUGUGAUCUCACCCUCGAAGGAUCUCAGCAAAGCUAAGCUGGGCCAAUACAUGGGAAUCUUCAAUCCGAAGAACAACGGCAAUUCCUCGAAUCACAUUGCCGCCAUUGAGCUUGACACAGUCCAUAAUGAAGAUUUCCAUGAUAUAGACGAUAACCAUGUUGGAAUCGAUCUUAAUGGCUUAGAUUCAAUCGGGUCCGAUCCUGCAGCUUACUUCAGUAAUAUGAGCGGCGGGUUUCAGAAUCUAAGCCUUAUAAGCGGAGAACCGAUGAAUGUUUGGGUAGAAUACAAUGGUCUCCGAAACCUUCUCAAUGUAACAUUAUCUCCUAUCAACAUAUCUAAACCCGAACUUCCACUUGUGUCGUCGACGGUGAAUUUUUCAUCGAUCUUGGCAGAUGACAUGUAUAUUGGUUUCUCUUCAGCAACCAGUAAAGCUCCAACAUCUCAUUACAUCUUGGGAUGGAGCUUUAAGAUGAACGGUCAAGCUAAGGCCCUUGAUCCCUCGCUCCUUCCUAAGCUUCCAGAAAGAAUAUUAGGACCCAAAAAGAAAUCGAAGUUUUUGUCAAUUGGGUUACCUGUAAUUUUGCUAUUUUUCAUUUUAACGGUCACUUCGGCGGUCGGUAUUAUCGUGAGAAGGAAGAUUAAGUUCGCAGAAAUACUAGAAGAUUGGGAACGUGAAUUAGGGCCACAUCGGUUCUCAUACAAGGAUCUAUUCAUGGCCACAAAGGGCUUCACAGACAAAGAGCUACUUGGGGUCGGAGGUUUUGGUAGGGUUUAUCGAGGUGUGCUGUCGUCGUCGAAGAUAGAAGUGGCUGUGAAGAGAAUUUCUCAUGAAUCUCAACAAGGGAUGCGGGAAUUCAUAUCGGAGAUCGUGAGCUUGGGUCGUCUCCGUCAUCGGAACUUGGUGCAACUUCUCGGUUAUUGCCGGCGAAAGAGAGAGCUCUUACUGGUCUAUGAUUUCAUGCCUAAUGGAAGUCUGGACAAGAUCCUAUUUGAGCAUCCAAAUUCAAUGCUGAGUUGGAGCCAACGGUUUCGGAUAAUCAAAGGAGUAGCUUCAGGGCUUCUCUACUUGCAUGAGGAAUGGGAUCAGGUCGUCCUUCACAGAGACAUCAAAGCCAGUAAUGUUUUGUUAGAUAGUGAGAUGAACGGUAGAUUAGGCGAUUUCGGCCUUGCUAGAUUGUAUGAUCAUGGUACUGAUACACAGACGACCCACAUAGUUGGGACCGUCGGAUAUCUUGCGCCGGAGCUGACUAGGACUGGGAAGGCUACCACAAGCACUGAUGUAUUCUCAUUUGGAGCUUUCAUACUGGAGGUUGCUUGCGGGAGGAGACCUAUCGAUACUCGAUCGUCGGUAGGUGAGGUGAUCUUGGUCGAAUGGGUGUCGGAAUGCUGGAGGAGAGGGAGUAUUCUGGUGGCUGCAGAUCCGAAACUGGGACUGAACUAUGAAGUGGAGGAGAUGGAAUUGGUGUUGAAGCUUGGAUUGCUUUGUUCGCAUCCGUCGUCGGAUGAGAGGCCGAGCAUGCGGCAAGUAAUGCAGGUUUUGGACGGCGAUGUUCCUUUGCCUGAGCUCUCAUCGGACGGUCUACGAGCAGCGAUCACGACGGUGGGCCUUCAUCAAGGGUUCGAUGAUUUACGGUUGUCGUAUCCUUCUUCAAACGGGUUCGCAAGCACGUCAUCGCUGCCAGGAUCGAUCCUCUCCGGUGGCCGUUGAUGGACGAUGGUAAGGUGUUUAACGAUGGUGUGAGUUUGCUACGUUUUAACGAAUCCAUAGCAUAGCUGGAAGAUAGAAAAUAGGGUUGACGUUGACGAGAAAGUAGCUACUUGUGGUUGACGUGUAUCCUUUUUUGUCGUUUAGCUUUAUGCCACUUUUGUUAAAACGUAGCAGAAGCUCAUUGUAAAGAUUUCAAUGUUUUAGUAGAUGGGAGUAAACGUGUGGACCUGCAAUGUCGAUGAA
Messenger RNA from Magnolia sinica, 2320 nucleotides. Its product is annotated as L-type lectin-domain containing receptor kinase SIT2-like. Lineage: Eukaryota; Viridiplantae; Streptophyta; Magnoliopsida; Magnoliales; Magnoliaceae. Bases 74 to 2077 code for a protein of 667 amino acids. Gene Ontology annotation, molecular function: ATP binding; protein kinase activity; carbohydrate binding. The transcript has a single exon. Gene Ontology annotation, cellular component: plasma membrane. The record is from RefSeq and is a predicted model, not a curated record. Gene Ontology annotation, biological process: protein phosphorylation.